AUGACUUUGCCUCUUUGCAGCGUCUGUUCCAAGCUCAGUAUCGAGGAGCUCGUUUCUGAACAGGGUUUCGUCUUGCACAGCGAUCUUGUCAGACCUCAUGAGUCUUCAGCUAGCUGUCGACUAUGCAGUCAUGCCAUCGAACGUAUCACUUCAGGCAACAGCGCAUUGAGAUAUUGCGAAAGCAACGUCGAAUACCUCACUAGCCUACAGGCUCGCGUCUUCUACGGGCAUCAUGUCCACAGCAAACAUGGCUUGACUAUAGUAGUUUCACAUAUCGGCUCUCAAACCCCGUAUCAAGGCGAGGAGUUUCCCUGGCUCUUGUUGAGAACAUUGGAUGGAGAUCCGGCGGGGAGAUUGGGGGCUAAGACAGCACGACUGGUCCCCGAGAGCACUUCUAGUCCCGAGUCUACUGUUCAAGCACUGAAGUGGUUGAAGGAAUGCCUUCUCAGCAAAGACUGUUUCGAAGACUGUUCACAUGUUUCCGACCAUGAUCUCGAACAAGGUCUUACAGAGACAGAUGGUAAUCGCCGCAGUUCCAGCGUUCUGCCAGAGUCAAACCAGUUGCUUGAACAAAAAGACCAUCAACAGUUCCAACUGUGCAAGGACAUCCAUACUCUCUACCAGAAACGAAGUCGGUCAGCUGUCAGCGAUGAACGCGCAGCCAGACUAGUCGAGAUCAUCGACAUAGGAUCAACCGUCAACCUCAGAUUGAUAGAUGGUUCAAUCGAAUGCACGCCCUACGUUGCGCUGAGCUACAGAUGGGGUGGUCUGGAAGCAGUUUGGCAGACAACUACAAGCAACCUGGAGUCGCGCUUAUCAGGCUUCUCUAUUGAUGAGCUUCCAAUAACCCUAUCAGAUACAGUCAAACCGACUCGUGAUCUUGGUUUCAAAUGGAUAUGGAUUGACAGUGUCUGUAUCAUUCAAGACGAUAAAGAUGAUUGGGCGAGAGAAGCUGUCAAGAUGGCCGCCAUCUACCAAAACGCCAUUGUCACCAUUGCCGCGGAUUCCAGCCAGGAUGCCAAAGCAGGACUGCACAACAACAAGUCGACAUCCAUGUUUACUAUGGACGGCAGUAUUAAAAUCAGCAACAAGCUUUCUACUGGCGAAGAGAGUUCCAUUUACCUAUUUCCCGACCAAAAGACAAGACUCGACCAUUCAGUCACUAGUCUACGAGAUAUGGGUGAUCUUCUCAGUCACUGCUCGCUACGAGACCGAGGCUGGACCCUGCAAGAGCGUAUUCUCUCACCGCGAAUCAUCCAUUUUGCUUCUGACCAACUUUACUGGGAAUGUUAUCACGGGAUCCAGGAAAGCGAGGAUAACCUUCUUUGGAUGGGUCGCAACUUAACCAUUCCCAAGAUAGCGCACCGAGUAAAAUCGGCAAAGGAUGUUGAGACAAAGAAACAAGAAUUAAACAAGGUACUCUACUACUGGUAUGUCCAUUUGGUAGGAGGAGACUACUCGCAUCGCUCUUUGACGUACGGCGAAGAUAAACUCGUCGCUAUCGGUGGUGUUGCCAAAGCACUUGACGACAUCGAAUCGAUGGGCUAUAUAGUCGGUCACUGGGGAGAUGAUGAUGACGAGCUUGUUAAAAGUCUUUGUUGGAAGCGCGGCGGUCCUAGGCAAAAGGCUGCCAAGUAUCGCGCUCCUUCUUGGUCUUGGGCCAGCCAGGAUUCCAUCGUCGACUACGGAAGCUACAGCCUUGUCAGUAUAGACGACAAUGAGACUGUAACUGAACCCGUGACAUGGCAGGCUUCAGCUCCAGAUGGGACGUUUUUCGGGCGGUGUACCAAUGCUUACCUCCAGAUCAAAGCAAAGUUCGUCCGCGGAACAGUCUUCCCAAACUGCGGUCACGACUUUAGCGAAUACCAUCAAGCAGGGAUUGGCGGGGGCUACACUGUUGAUCCUCCAAAGGAGAGGUGUGCAUUCCUCAUGCUCGAAGGCGGAGAGACAUCUGAUCUUGUCUGGUUGGAUGAAAGUCAAGCUACUCAAGAUCCAGUGCAAGAGGGCAUCGAUGUCCAGGUUGUGAUGCUUUCAGAGGUUCGACCUAAAGGUGAAGAGCCGUAUCCAGGAGCUUGUCUAAUCUGCACUUUGGAUGAGAGAUAUUAUUUGACUAGGAUCGGAUUUACCGAGUAUGUACGGCCGUACAAAGAAGGGGAAGGCGCCCCGCCGGUUACUGGGCCAAAACUUUGCGACAAGGAGGUGAUUGAGCUGAUCAUUAUCUAA
This is a messenger RNA of Fusarium pseudograminearum CS3096, 2223 nucleotides long. RefSeq lists its product as uncharacterized. The record is from RefSeq and is a predicted model, not a curated record. The transcript has a single exon. NCBI's taxonomy places the organism in Eukaryota, Fungi, Ascomycota, Sordariomycetes, Hypocreales, Nectriaceae. The coding region runs from base 1 to 2223 and encodes 740 amino acids.